This is a messenger RNA of Portunus trituberculatus (swimming crab), 1002 nucleotides long. RefSeq lists its product as uncharacterized. Gene Ontology annotation, molecular function: RNA-DNA hybrid ribonuclease activity; DNA binding; structural constituent of chromatin. Gene Ontology annotation, cellular component: nucleosome. The transcript has 2 exons. The record is from RefSeq and is a predicted model, not a curated record. The coding region runs from base 16 to 975 and encodes 319 amino acids. Lineage: Eukaryota; Metazoa; Arthropoda; Malacostraca; Decapoda; Portunidae.
AUACAUACAGAUUCCAUGGGAGCCAUCCAAUGCCUUCAACAAAAGUACAUCUCAGACAACAUACACCUGAUCACUUCCAUCCAUGCCAAAGCGCAAAGAAUCCAAGAGCAGGCCAGAUCUAUCACCAUCAAUUGGGUUCCUAGCCACACUGGUAUUAAAGGAAAUGAUCUCGCUGAUCAGGCUGCGAGAGAUGCCCUCAUACUCCCAGCCAUCAAUGCCAGGACCGCCCCAUCCUUGUCACUCUUUAACACAACUGUCAAAAAAGCUGCUCUCAUACGCUGCCGCUAUGACCUUCAGCAGCACGUAGCUAAAGGAUCCCCCAGUGCCAACUGGUACUGCAUCACAAGUGUCUCCCCACAUCCGCCAUAUAACCUACCAAGACAUAUCUUGACUAGACUACACAGACUCCGUCUUGGUUAUCACUGCUUUGAUGAACUCAAAGACACACUUCCUCAGUCAUGCAAACACUGUAACACACCCUCAAACACGCCACUCAUACACUAUGUAGAAGAAUGCCCAAGAACAGCACAUUUUCUUGAAAGAGGAUCUGCCGCGCCACACGUCAUCAGAAACACAGACAUUAACCAACUCAUCGAUCUCGUUAGGGCACUACCGCCCCCACGAAAGGCUGCCAAGAAGGCUGGCAAGGCUCAGAAGGCCAUAGCCAAAGGGGACAAGAAGAAGAAGCGGAGGAGGAAGGAAAGCUACUCCAUCUACAUCUACAAGGUGCUCAAGCAGGUCCACCCCGACACUGGCGUGUCCUCCAAGGCUAUGUCAAUCAUGAACUCUUUCGUGAACGACAUUUUCGAGCGCAUCGCUGCCGAGGCAUCCCGCCUGGCACACUACAACAAGCGCUCCACCAUCACCAGCCGGGAGAUCCAGACUGCCGUCCGUCUCCUUCUGCCCGGCGAACUGGCAAAGCACGCCGUCUCUGAGGGCACCAAGGCUGUCACCAAGUACACCUCCUCCAAGUAAACUGACUGUCAGUCAGCUAGAAGGGGG